This is a messenger RNA of Salarias fasciatus (jewelled blenny), 966 nucleotides long. Its product is annotated as proline-rich protein 18-like. NCBI's taxonomy places the organism in Eukaryota, Metazoa, Chordata, Actinopteri, Blenniiformes, Blenniidae. The coding region runs from base 1 to 966 and encodes 321 amino acids. The record is from RefSeq and is a predicted model, not a curated record. The transcript has a single exon.
AUGGCUGAGGAUGCAUCGGAGGAUCUCGCCACCCUCAAAUCGUUUUCCUCCUUAGCCCCCUCGUCUUUGUUCCACAGCUUCAGCAAAACUGAGCUUUUCUCCUACUUGAUCCUGUGUGUUGCCAAAAUGCCCUUCAUACCUCCGGUGUCGAUUGCUCGGUCGGGGUUCUCAGGAUUGACCGGGAAGGAGAGGCCUAUUAGCAGUACUUUUUCUACCGCCGAGGCCAAAGCUACACCUCCAAGAGAAGACAAGAGCAGCUCAGUGAAGGAGCGACUGACUUUAAACCUCAAGCAGCUGGGGAAGAGGAGCCCACCCAGGAGUCAUCUACCCACAGCUAAAGGAGUAUCCGGACCAGAGCUGCACACAAAUAAAAAGGACCGCCCGCUGACCUCCUCACACACGGACAGCUCGCCUGCCUCCAGCUCGGGGAGGACGGCAGUAUCCAAGACGCAGCAGCACAAAGCUGUGAACCACAGCUCUAUAAAGAGUGAAACGGAGCUGAAAACGAGGAUCGGGGAUCAGGACGAGGCCCGCUUCACAUUGACCCUGACCCCCGAGGCUGUUGUGCUGCUGCAAAGGAGGAACAGCGAGAGGCAUCAGCGAUCAGCCAACAGAAAUGGGGUGAGUGGAGGCAGUGGUCCAGGAAGUGCCACAGACUCCAGGCGUCGGAGGGAAAACAUCACCAAAAGACAUCAGCCGGCAGCACAGAGGAACAGCACUCUGAACAGCAGGAUCGCUGCUAAAAACACAGGCGAGACUGAAGUGGCAGACAUUCACUCAAUCAUGAAGAUAUCGCUGUUAAAUGAGCAGCACAGGUACGACGACGUGGAGUACGAAGAGGAAGACUACGGUGUGGAUGAGCGCGUGGUGCUGAAAUGUACCGAGUGGCUCCGUGGCUUAGAAAACACACCAGUGACCGUGGGAAACAGCCUCAAUAAGAGUGCAGGCAGCGUGAAGUCUUUCUAG